This is a messenger RNA of Cuscuta campestris, 2062 nucleotides long. Lineage: Eukaryota; Viridiplantae; Streptophyta; Magnoliopsida; Solanales; Convolvulaceae. The record is from the annotation of a GenBank genome assembly.
AUCCCCCCAAGGGUAGCUAUUAAACUCCUCAAGGUCAUCAACCAAACUCAAAUAAUGCAUGGGCAAAUUAAUCGAAGGCUGGUUACCCAGAAACACGUUUGCCAAAGCGUAAAUCAAUGCCAUCUUCAGUGCGUCAUAUAGCAGAAACGCGUUUGAUAAAUUUCAUACUCCCUCCAUCCCAAAAACUCUUUUCCCUUUAUUUUUUCUGCCCCCCAAAAAUCCUUCUCCUUUUCUAUUAAAAACGAUUUUUACCCCUCAUAAUGACGCAGUGAAGAUGGUGUUGAUUUACGCUUUGGCAAACGCGUUUCUGGGUCUGCGCGAAGUUUAACUCUUCGAAAGUAUCCGACGCACUUUUCAAAUCUGGGAAGGUUAGAUGUUUAGUGUUCGUUUUUUUUGUUGUUUAUUUGUACUGAAUGGUGUUUAUUAAUAAUGUUUUGUUCCAAUUGCAGCUUCUAGUUAAUGAUGUUGAGCCAACGGAUGCAGAGUUCUUGUUGGACAGUGUGAAAGAGCUGUUUAAGGGGAAAACCACCUCUGCAAUGAAAGACAGAAAUAAGUUAUCACUUAGCCAUUCGAAGCGUGUUCGAAAGGUUAAGGAAAGGCAGGUGAAUAUACGCGAUGCGUUUGGUAGGCUUAAAACUGAAGGCAAGGCAUCUGGAAGUGAGGUGAGGUCCGCGGUUAAAAGGGGUGGAAAGGGCAGUGUCAAAGAAGAUCAUGGUGUGGUGGGGCGUAAAGGGAAGAAGGUGUGUGUGGCAAAAACAGAUAGUGAGCACUUGGAUAUGGUGAAGGAGAUCAAGGAAAAACAGGAUGCGCAAGACAAGAAACUGGAUGAAAUCUUGGGCAUUCUUCGGCAAAAAACAGCGUCUGUUGAAGCCGGCUCAGCGUCUGGGAAAGGGUCUUUGAUGGGAGGUAAUGAAGAAGCUAGGGUCCGGAAGGAGGGUAUUACUGGUGAGGGAAAUACAGAUGCUGGGGGUAAAUGUGGGGUUGAUUUGGAUUUGAGUUGUGACGAUGGGGGACCUUCGUUUGAUCUUCUAACUCCAUUGCCUAGAGUGGAUGCAGUUGGUGCUGAACUACCAAACGACAAGAGUGGCAAUGUUUCAGGGACAGAAGCGUGUGAAACUGUUAAAGCGAGGAAGUGUCUAGAGAUUCCAUACACUGAGACACAAUAUGAUCCACGUGACCUGGAGCUUAUUGACAGGCAAACCGAAAUGUUCUUAAAUUCUUUACAGAAUGCAAAAAGUGUUCCUCUGGUUUCUUGCGAAGGGGUAGUUGGGCAGGAUGCGAAUGAGGGUGGGUGCAAGAGAAGUGUGAGUGGUGAUGAGCCUGACAAGAAAUCUGGAAACAUUACAUUGCCAAAUGAUGUGCAUGUACCGGUGGAUGUUGAGUCUACAUUUGGGUUCGAACAAAGGGAAACUUGGGCAGCACAUCGAUGGAGGCAAACGUAGGCGUAGCUUGGAUGACGAUGAUUUUGACAGAAUUUCUACUAGCAGCCGGGUGAGAAGUGGGGAGCAAAGAGUGAAGGGUGCUCAGGAUGCUUUGGUGGUGUUUUCCACGGCUUCAGAUUCGAAUACUGCAUGUGUUGAGAUUGAAAGGCCUAAAAGGGUUCACAAGAAUCCUGAGAGAUAUACUCCCAGAGAGGUCGAGCAUGAUAAGAAAAAACGGAAGCUGGAGAGGAUGGAGCGUGCUAAGCAACAUCUGGACCGUGAUAGGUCAGCAGUAUGCCAUGGGCCCUUUUCAGAAGAUCCAAAGGAGAUGCCUGCGGAGGAGGAAAUACAAAAGGUGAGGGAAUUUUUGAAUGAAGGCCUGCUGAAAAGGCACGGAAGGGGGAACAGGACAUGUCGGUAUACAAGUAAGGUGGAGAACAUACGAAAAGUCCAAUUGUCCUUGAUGGUUUUACAGUGGAGAACAAAACAUGGCUAUAAUUGAGAUUUAUUCCCGAAAUAGUCCUUUGUAAUAAGGUAUUUUUCCAAAUCAGUCUUCAAUAAGUUUUAAUUAUCUACGUGGUCCUUUGUAAUUGAGAUUUAUUCCCAAGAUAGUCCUUCGUAAAUAAUUUACUCAAAUGAGG